AUUGACAUUUCUUGGCGAACGGUGAAUGGUAGACGAUACGACGGAUACGGUGAAAAUUUGCGAAAAAGUAAAAGUGUUGGAGGCGAAAUCGAAAUUUUAAAUUCGAUAAUUCCAAAAGAAAAUUAUACAACCCAUCGCUGCGAUUAAUAAAACAAUAAACGAAACCACAAGCAACUUAAUUUGAUUGAAGUUUGCAGAGCAACAACGAACCACAAGUGACAAAAUAAAAAAUGUUGAAGCCCAUGAAAAUGAUUUUUUCGAGCGUAGCUCGCCGUGGUUUUGCCACCACAAAUCGAGCGCUGGCCGCACAACAAAUGACCGUCCGAGAUGCCCUUAACAGUGCCUUGGACGAUGAAAUGGCACGUGAUGAACGUGUUUUCAUCUUGGGUGAAGAGGUGGCCCAAUACGAUGGUGCCUACAAGAUUUCCCGUGGCUUGUGGAAGAAAUAUGGGGACAAACGUGUCAUCGACACUCCCAUUACAGAAAUGGGUUUCGCCGGUAUUGCUGUCGGAGCUGCUAUGGCCGGUCUCCGUCCUGUGUGUGAAUUUAUGACAUUCAAUUUCUCUAUGCAGGCCAUUGAUCAUGUCAUAAACUCAGCCGCUAAAACUUUCUACAUGUCUGCCGGUGCCGUAAAUGUGCCAAUUGUGUUCCGUGGUCCCAAUGGUGCUGCCGUCGGUGUGGGAGCCCAGCAUUCACAAUGUUUUGCUGCCUGGUAUGCCCACUGUCCCGGCCUUAAAGUAUUGUCUCCCUACGAUUCGGAGGAUGCAAGAGGUCUUCUAAAGGCCGCUAUUCGUGAUCCCGAUCCAGUUGUAUUUCUAGAAAAUGAAGUUGUGUACGGUAAUGCAUAUCCUGUAGAUGCUAAAGUUUUAGAUAAAGACUUCGUAUUGCCCAUUGGCAAGGCAAAAAUACAAAAGGCUGGCAAACAUGUGACACUCGUGUCGCAUUCUCGUGCUGUUGAAACCUGUCUCGUAGCCGCUGCUGAAUUAGCCAAAAAGGGCAUUGAUGCUGAAGUUAUAAACUUACGUUCCAUCCGCCCAUUGGAUAUGGAUACAAUCUUUAAUUCCAUCAAAAAGACUCAUCAUUUGGUGACAGUAGAACAGGGAUGGCCACAAAGUGGUGUGGGUUCGGAAAUCUGUGCUCGUGUUAUGGAGGAUGAAACUUUCUUCCAUUUAGAUGCUCCCGUCUGGCGUGUCACCGGUGUCGAUGUACCCAUGCCAUAUGCCAAAACCUUAGAAACAAAUGCACUGCCACAGCCCAAGGAUGUCGUCGAAGCAGUCAACAAAGUUUUAGGGGGCAAAAAGUAAAACCCCAAACUACCUCCAACAAAACUUAAAAACCUUUCAAUAGAAAUACCAACGUUUUAAUCUAUCUACCUACUCUCAAUUCUAUAGAAAGAACAUCACCAUUAACAACAAAAAACACACACACACACACAAAAGUUAAACAUUUAGUAAAAUCUUUAGUAAAAUCAUGGACAAAACAUUAACCAAACUACAGCGACUAGUAAUUUAUGAAAAAAGACCCUUUUAUGAAAAACAUUACCUCUAGCUACUAUUUAUACUCUAAUUUUAUUUAUUUAUGUAACCUCUUUUAAGUUUUGUCGCAUGCCAAGUCACAGCAGGCAGCAUUUUUUUCAACAACCCGUCAAAAGUUAUGGUGUAACAGAAUUGAGUUUAUCUUUUUUUUUUGCUAGAAAAGAUCUCCAACAUGAAUCUGAAAUAUGCUGCCUUUGUUAAACAUCAAAGAUACCCAGUGAGUUUUAAUUUUAUUUUGCUUAUGUACAUAAAUACGAAGAACACAAGAUUGGUUUAUAUCAAACAAAGUUUGUUUUGGUUUAUUUAAAUUUAAAAAAAAACCAAUGUAUUAAACAAAAAAAGGGGCUUUAAUAAAACAAAGAAGGAGCAAAAACUUGAUAAUUAAAAGAAACUUUCGAAAAAAAAUAAAUGGCAUUUAAGGAGAGUACAGAAAUGUAUGUAUGUGAAUUGUAUUAAGCCCCCCUACCCUCUCCCUGCAACGAAUAUAUUUAUGUGUGCUAUUGUAUUUACCCUCUUCCCCACCCUCCCCCUAAUCCAGGAUGUUAUGUGAACCGUGUCCAUUGGAUGGUUGGCAGUCAGGGGAAACCGAACUGUCUUAUAACGGAACCUUUCUGAUAACGGGCAAUGUCAGAUCGUAACAAAGCCUUACCAUGGUAAGGGCAAGCUAUGGUUGACCAUUUUUCUAGGCCCUUUCUUAAACAUAGACUGCAAAACUGCCCAGGCGGUUCGGCGGUCGUACGAACCAGAUGAAUCACAACAACAAACCUUUUAGUAUAGAAAACUUACAAAACAACAACACCGCGGUUGCAUUUAAAACUCAAACUUUUAAAGUUUUGAAAAACAAAUACCGCAGAGCAUGUUAUCUGCUGGAAAAAAUUGAAGAAAAUAAAAAAGCCCAUAGAGUUCAAUUGCAAGACCAUGCCGAUGAACUAGAGUGCCAUAGAGUUAUUGAAGAAUACCAGCAAUAUGUUAAAAACAAAUUUCCCAAUCAUACUCCUUCUACAUCUACAGUCGGCAAUGAAUCGGACCAAGCCAACAGUGAGGGCCUCCUAUUGGCUUUAGUUAAUGAAGAUUUUAGCAAAAACCAUGUAGUAACCUCUUUAUGGCAUGAAAUUGAAUGUAAACUUUCUGCCAUGGUCAUCGACUAUAUUCUCAAGAACUCCAACGGUUCCCAGUUACCCAGUUAUAAUUCAUCGAAACUAUAUCGUGGUUGCCGUCUCAUCAAAUGCAUGGAUGAAUUUUCCAAGAGUCUUAUUAUGGACUUUGUCAAAGCGAUUAGCAAUUCAUGGGAAGGUUUGAAUCUAAAACUUAUACCAGCCCAAGAUGUGCCUCGCAGACCCUGUGCCCGCAUUUGGUUGCCACCUCUAACUGCUCUUAGCAACCACAAACUGUUGAAGUCUCUAAGGCUUCACAACCCCUCAGUUCCCAUGCAAGAUUGGUACAUUAUGCGUCGCGAGAUUACCAAGAACAAUAGCUUAUGUUGCCUGGUAUUGAUCACUGAGGAAGGUGUGUCAGCUUUGAAAAAUAUCGGCUAUAGACUAAGGUUUGGCAUACGCAAUGCUAAGGUUAAAAUUAUCCCAGCUAAAGUGAAAUCCAGCAAUAAGGAAUCUGAUGACAACGCCAGUAAUCUAUCGGAUGAUAUCAAUGGUCUUCAAAUUACCACCUACUAUUGAGUGGAGUUUUUGUUAUUUUCAUUUGUGCCGCGGAGUUGUGCCUCAUAAAACUUGUAAAGGCAGCAAUCUAUCCAGAUAUAUGCAUUUUAUAUUUAUGUAUCUUUUAAUUGCUAAAAUACAAUAAAUAAAAUUAGAACAUUGUAAUUUUAA
Messenger RNA from Stomoxys calcitrans (stable fly), 3358 nucleotides. It is a transcript of the gene Pdhb, whose product is annotated as pyruvate dehydrogenase E1 component subunit beta, mitochondrial. The record is from RefSeq and is a predicted model, not a curated record. The transcript has 5 exons. Lineage: Eukaryota; Metazoa; Arthropoda; Insecta; Diptera; Muscidae. Gene Ontology annotation, molecular function: pyruvate dehydrogenase (acetyl-transferring) activity. Gene Ontology annotation, biological process: pyruvate decarboxylation to acetyl-CoA. Bases 231 to 1304 code for a protein of 357 amino acids.